AUGCCGUUCCACUCGCAAUCUCAGUCUUCAUUCGUCGCCCGUCUGCCGCCCGAGGUUCGUGAAGCUAUCUAUCUCGAACUCUGGCGUUGUGUCGGCCUGCGGCAACACCUUGUCUCUCAUACAAGGUAUCACGAUGGGAGAUUAGGCGAGGUUCACUUGGCCCGAUGGCCUUGUACGACAGAAUUCUACGUCGGGAAUCGCCUGCAAGAGGAGGUUGAUGCCUUGCCUAUCGAAAUGUUCAAUUCUGUCGGCAGGGUCGCAAACAACAUUCCUUAUCGUCGAAGAGAUUUAUCCUCGUGGAUGAACCAUUGGGCCUGCGAGGAGAGUUUCUUUGAAUGUGUGGUCGAGAAUUGGGACCCUGAACAAUGUGAGAAACUCGAGGAAUAUGAUGAACAUGAAUGUUGGUGCAGUAUCAAGAAAGAGAUGGCGGCGAAACGAAAAGAUUCUUCGGCUCUAGGCUCGUAUAUGGCCAUGCUAUUGACAUGCAAGCUCAUAUCCUCAGAAUGCCUAAGAUCCAUCUACCAAUCCACAACCUUUAUUGUAACAGAUUACUUGGCCAUCCAAGGACUCUUCGGGUCUUGCAACACACACCCAAUAUUGAGGGCACGGAGGGGCUUCUACGAAGACCGCAUAAAACCGCCCCCGGCCUUCCUCCAGUACACCCGUCACAUCGAAAUCUCGCUCGACCGGAACUACCCUCUGCACCAUCGCUGCUGCUGGAGCAUGGCCACAAGAAAAGAAGCUGAUAAGAAUUUGAGUUGCCAAGAAGGCGAGCCUUGCGACGACCUUGAGCCCAAGGUCCACGAACCCUGUGAUUUUCACUGGCUACACCUCGAAAGAUUCCAAAACCUACGAAGCCUGAAAAUUUGGAUUUCUACACACAAUAGCAACCUCUACGGCGGUUUACUUACCCAUCCCACCGGCCUUGAGGAGCUGGAUUUCGAGAGACUGAGGACACUCCUCUCGGGUCUUACCAACCUUGAAUCUGUUGUCUUGAGUGCCCCAUUAAGCAAGCGUGUUGAGCCUGACGAAGGCUACGUUGAAGGCAUUGCAGAGAAGGGAAGCCUGAAAGUUUGGAAAAGGGGUCAAUUAAUCCUUCUGGGGGUCAAAUGGGACAUGAAAGUUGGUUAG
Molecule: messenger RNA, 1131 nt
Organism: Fusarium vanettenii 77-13-4
Lineage: Eukaryota; Fungi; Ascomycota; Sordariomycetes; Hypocreales; Nectriaceae
Exons: 2
Coding region: 1-1131 (376 amino acids)
Source: RefSeq, a predicted model, not a curated record